This is a messenger RNA of Melampsora larici-populina 98AG31, 477 nucleotides long. RefSeq lists its product as uncharacterized. Bases 1 to 477 code for a protein of 158 amino acids. The transcript is spliced from 2 exons. The record is from RefSeq and is a predicted model, not a curated record. NCBI's taxonomy places the organism in Eukaryota, Fungi, Basidiomycota, Pucciniomycetes, Pucciniales, Melampsoraceae.
AUGAACUGUGGCGUCUUUGGUCACCGUACAUGGCAAUGCGGUCAAGUCGGACGGACAGCCGAACCGAUCCCAGACUGGCGCCGUACCACUAACGGUAAAAUAUAUAGUGUAAAGGCUUUACUUGGGAUGCAUCCUUACCAAGAGUGGACUAUGGAAACCGUUUUAGAAGAUCAAUCGACUCAAAACAUUCACGAUAAUACCCCAUCUGCCACGCCCACCCCUAUGAGUGUCCCAUCCGACCCUUCAAAUGGCCAUCCAACUGCAUUGAAUAUUCGUUCAAUGUUUUUUGAAAUGGGUCGUUCGGUCACUGCCGACAUGAUUGGUCUCAGUUCUCCAACCCCCACCCCUCCGGCUACCACGUCAUCCGCGUUGUUGGAAACACUUCAAUCACACUCAAGACAAACCAAGCACCAACCUUUCAACCCGGUGGCGCUCCCAUGGACCGAUUGGUCAAAAGUACACAGUUUGAGACCGUAA